Messenger RNA from Macrosiphum euphorbiae (potato aphid), 276 nucleotides. Lineage: Eukaryota; Metazoa; Arthropoda; Insecta; Hemiptera; Aphididae. The record is from the annotation of a GenBank genome assembly.
AUGGCGCAUAAGGGUGGUGUUGAGGCUUUAAAUAGAUCUCUAAAGGAUAUAAGAGGAAAUAAAAGGUUAAUGGGUGGUAUAACGGUUUUACUGGCUGGAGACUUUAGGCAGACUCUACCAGUAGUACCAAAAGGGACCAGAACUGAUGAAGUCAAGUCAUGUCUUAAAAGAUCUACUUUAUGGCCUAAGAUUAAUAUACUGAAACUGUCAAAAAAUAUGAGGGUACACUUGGGAGAGGAAAAGUUUGCUGGUGGAUUUGCAGAUCUCUUACUUUAA